Molecule: messenger RNA, 1305 nt
Organism: Seminavis robusta
Lineage: Eukaryota; Bacillariophyta; Bacillariophyceae; Naviculales; Naviculaceae
Source: the annotation of a GenBank genome assembly
AUGAAGGAGAUCUGCGAAGCUCUGGACAAGGGCGGCGUGGACGGCUUGCGGCAGCUACUGGACACCAAACCCGAGUUGGCAACGACGCCCGAUCGAUUGGGCGAUCUUCCACUACAUGUAGCAUGCUCCUAUCGUUACGAGACGGUGGAAGCCCUGCACAGUUUGCCGGUCCUUACAUUACUGGUGGAACGUCACCCUGCAGCGCUACAGACGACAAAUGGCCAUGGCAUGUUACCGUUGCAUUUGAGUUGUUGGUUUGCGGCGGAACCUCAAAUUCGAGCCAUUGCAUCGUGGUACCCCGCCGGGUUGGCCGCCGCCGAUGACAAUGGCUAUAAGCCAAUCACCUUUGUGAUUGCCAAAUUGGUCAUGGAAGGACGACCGUGGAGUGACUACGAGUCGUUAUUGACGUGCCUACUGGGCAUGUGUCCGGAGAGUCUGUGGAAUGUCGAUCAUCAAGGCGUCCUGGCACUGCAGUCGGCGUGUUUUGACAAUGAUGGGAGUGACGCCAGACCCAUUCCGACGGGACGACAAUUGUUGCAAUUGUACUGUCAAUUGACUUGCUCAACAGGAGGUCUGCACAAGAUUAUUGAUGUGGAACAACAACGCGCGCCACUCCUAGUGGCCAUUGCCUCGCAGACGAGAAUGGAAGUGGCGCAAAUGAUUUUCGAACAAGAUCCGACGACUAUUCGAUUGACCGACAAGGACGGACGAUUGCCACUGCAUCAUAUCAUGACCAACCAAUUUCAAAGUCGACAGUUGCGCAUGCUCAAGGAAAAGCUCACGUGGCUCUUGCAAGUCGAUCCCAGUGCCGUCUUUCACCAUGACCACUACGGCAAGACACCCCUCCAUUGUCUCCUCGAAAAUCAAAGCCUCGUCGUCAACGAACAAGACGAACCCGAAGUCGCCACCACAUCCUUGCUCUUGCCGUCGGCAAACAACAACAAUAACAACAAUGCCGACUUUUUGUAUUCCCCCGAUUCCACCGCCUUGCUCAAAUUGUUGCUCACGCCGCGCAAUGCCACGUCCCAAUCCGAUCGCAACGAAUGGAUCCUGUUUGCCGUAGAGGCAGUCUUACACGCCAAUCAUCGACACGAACGCAGUGCGCCCGGGCUGGUACAAGGACUCUUGCAGCAUUAUCCCGGAGCCAUUCUACAUGCCAAUCACAAGGGACAGACCGCACUGCAAUUGUUACUGGGAUCGCAGCAAGCUUCAUCCAGCAACAACGAAAACAACAACAACAGCAACUGUUGUUCGCUCGAUACCAUCUUCACACUCGUCAAUCACAAUCCCACGAGUGUUCUGUAA